UCAAUUCUGCAAGUGGUUCUGAUUUACUAUCGCUGUUCUCUAGCUGAUCUAAACCCGCUUUGACCUAAAGGGACGCUUUUUGGACGCCAUGGACUUUUCUCAGUUUCCAGGCAGAAAGAACAGACAAAAUGCAGGCAGGGCACAGGACAAAGCACUAGGGACAAAAUGUACGUGAAUAUGUAAAAGUUUUUUGGAAAAAAAUGACAUUUUUUAAUAUUUUAAAAUUUCCCGCUGCCGGUGGCGCCUGUACGUCCCGACGUCACAGGGACCGGAACACAGAAGCCGGAUGCCGGCAUUGGCCGAAGGAAAUGGCCGGGGACGCUGCAGGGGACACA
Messenger RNA from Staurois parvus, 335 nucleotides. The record is from the annotation of a GenBank genome assembly. Lineage: Eukaryota; Metazoa; Chordata; Amphibia; Anura; Ranidae.